AGUCCAGGGAAUGAUGAGCUGGAUGAGGCCGUGAAGAAGAAGGAUCUGGAUAAGGCCAGCGAGAUCCUAAGGGAAAUCCUCAGCCGUCGCCUCUACAAGUGUGUGGGCCAGUUCUAUUCAGCAAAAGACAGGAUUGAGGAUACAGAGGCAAUGCGUUGUGAGUUGGCAGGUGACCAGGACAAUCCCCAGGGCAAUAACCUGAGGCAGACCACUUCAUUGUCAAUGUUAUCAAGAUGGACUAUGGUAUGAAGGAGAAGGAUCCCAUUGAUCACAUACGUUUUUACCACAAGAGUGACCCCAACAGGGCCUUCAAGAUCCCCAGGGGCCAGGCGUCCACGCUCAUCCCAAAACACUUUCAGGAGUGGUUGAUCCAGGUGUACUGUAAGAGGACUGAUGAGGAGAGCCUGGGGACGGCCAGGGAGCGCUUUGAACGGUGGUGCAACGCUCAGAAUGAACACGCCGGAGCCGGAAGCCAAUGAAGGCCCAAACUCAAGAAAAAACAAGAUUUGGGGCAUUUAAUAUUAAUUUGUUGAAGUGUUCUUUUUAUUUUUCAAAGUUUGAACGUUUUUCCUGAAUAAUAAUAAUAAUAAGAAGAAGAAUUUUGGGUAGAUUGGUCCUUUGUUUGGGUUACUAAGGUAUACAUACCACAACGCUUGAUACAUUGUGGGUUGAAAAAAAUAUAUAUAUUCCGUCUACGUUCAUGUUUAGUGCUCUUUUCAAAGAUAUAUUACGAUAAUGUUGUAUUAAAGGCUCAGGAGUGUUUCAAGGGACUGCUUGCGGUUUUGCUAAUCUGUGAAAAUAAAGGACAACUGAAAAGCAUAUUUUUUCAAGAUAGAAAGAGGCUGGGGCAAACAUUGUGAUAAAUUGUGAAAAAUAAAUAAACGGCCCUCUCCUCAAUGUCUAAAUGUUUCCUUUGUAACCACCAGAGGGCAGCAUGACCGUGCGUUUCUCCAAGAAGGCAGUCAUCCGUGGUCACCUGUUAAACGUUUCCUAUUUUGAAACAACUUUAAAAGUACGUCACUAUGUAUUUAAACGUUUUUUAACAAAAUGAAAAAGGUGUGUAGACUAGUUGGUCUAUAAUAAACCUAUUGUAUUGUUUUUUAUCUUUUGUCUUUUAAAUGCUAUAUUCAUGUUUACCAUAAUUUGUGCUAUUCUGGUUAAUUUACCAGU
Molecule: messenger RNA, 1170 nt
Organism: Gadus chalcogrammus (walleye pollock)
Lineage: Eukaryota; Metazoa; Chordata; Actinopteri; Gadiformes; Gadidae
Product: deoxynucleoside triphosphate triphosphohydrolase SAMHD1-like
Exons: 5
Coding region: 234-479 (81 amino acids)
Biological process (GO): dGTP catabolic process
Cellular component (GO): nucleus
Molecular function (GO): dGTPase activity
Source: RefSeq, a predicted model, not a curated record